Molecule: messenger RNA, 584 nt
Organism: Silurus meridionalis
Lineage: Eukaryota; Metazoa; Chordata; Actinopteri; Siluriformes; Siluridae
Gene: mrpl36
Product: mitochondrial ribosomal protein L36
Exons: 2
Coding region: 168-518 (116 amino acids)
Biological process (GO): translation; ribosome biogenesis
Cellular component (GO): mitochondrial large ribosomal subunit; ribosome
Molecular function (GO): structural constituent of ribosome
Source: RefSeq, a predicted model, not a curated record
GCGCAUGCGCACAUCAUGACUUUCGCCUCUCAAAGUCACUGACGUCACAGCGGAAGUGCUGAACUAAAGCAUGUGUGCGUUCAGUAAAGUGGAUUAUUGACCUCAUAUAACUAUCACUAUAUUUCAGAUCAAUUACUGGCUGUAAAAAAUAAACAGGUGGUGGCGCCAUGGCACCCUCAUUACUCCCGUGUCUGCUCCAGUCACUGACUCGGCAGCUGUCCCGGGCCGUGCAGUAUGCGUCCGUCACUUGUCUCCCUGCUGCUGGAGCAAGUCGCAGCAUUUCCACCAUCACCGCUGCUGUGGUCCAGGCCAGAGGAAGCUUUCAGGCUCAGCACAAUCCGUUCCGUGCACAGUUACUCGGACCGAACCAGCAGUUCGUAUCCCUGCAGCCGUCAAUGGGCAUGAAAACCAAAACGGCCCUGAAGAAACGCUGUAAAGACUGUUUUUUUGUCCGUCGUCGCGGGCGACUGUGUGUCUUUUGUAAGAGCCACCCGAGGCACAAACAGCGCCAAGGCUGAAGCUCUUCCGAAGCUUUUCUGAUCAACGAUUUUUGUCUGUAAUAAUAAAGUGUGUCACAAAUGAAA